UCUGCAAGAGAAUCCAAAAAAGGAACCAAUCAAGCUUCUCCAUCAUUACGGUGGAGGAGAAGAAGCGCUGGUGGCGAUUCUACGUGAUAGUGGCUGUUGCAACCAAGGUUGAAAUAAGUUCAGGUUGCGAUCAGAGUUUUGAUAUCUUUGUUUUGUGGCCACUGCCACAAAAGUUUCAAUUUAUUUAAUUGAAAUUUAUGAUAUCAAGAAUCUGAACGCAACCUUAGUAUGCCUACCAAUGGUAGCAUUGAUAGACCAAACACAAACCUAGUAAUGGUGGCGGUAGACAAAGACAAGAACAGUGGCUAUGCUUUUCGUUGGACAACUAAUAAUAUUGAUAACCCUAUCAUCAUUGCAGUUCAUGUUAAACCCAAAGACAUUCCUCAUCAAGGCGUCAAUGUUUUUCCUCCCGACGAAGAAGAUGUAGCGAAUGUUUUCGAUCCCUUGCGUGAAAUGUGUAACGAUAAUGUGGUAAAGAUGAAAGAAGCCAUAAUCAAUGAUACUGACAUUGCUAGAGGAAUUUUGGAAUACGCAAAGAGGAAUUACGUCCAAAAUAUCGUUGUUGGUGCACCCUCUAGCUACACCAAGAAUGUUCUCUCAAGGUCUCUAAACAUGAGAACCAUAAGCAAAAAAUUUAAAGGCCACGACGAUGUAGCAACAGCAGUAAUAAAAUCAGCUCCUGAUUAUAGUUCUGUCUACGUAAUCGCGAAAGAAAAGAUGGUAGAAAGUCGACCAGCAAUAACGCCGUUGCAAAAUGGAGUUGCAUCUUGUAAAUCAGAAAAUGACCUAAGGUCGAACACAUUUAAAAGAGGAGGAAGCACUAAUAGUAGUAAAUCAGGAAAAUCACCACUACAUGAUAAACUAAAGAGUUCAUUAUCUACUAAUAAAUCAUUGGAGAGUAUUGAGUUAUCGGGUCGUGGCCAAAGAUCAUCUUUUAAUCACACUUCAAGCUUAAAUGAAAAUGAAUCAUCUCGUUUACAUAAAUAUGGGCUAGUGGAUGGGCAGAAAUUAGAGAGGGGUUCAAGCACUGCAUCAAACUCUCAAAUACUAGGAGACAUGGAAGCUGAGAUGAAAGAAUUGAGACUCAAACUUAGGCAAACUAUGGAAAUGUAUAACUCGGCUUGCAAAGAAGCAAUCUUAGCAAAAAAUAAGGCGAACGAGAUUAAUAAAUGGAAACUAGAGGAGCGAACGGUUGAGGAAGUUAUGAUGUCUCGAGAAGCAGCAUUAGCGAUGGCGGAAGUAGAGAAAGCUAAAGCAGUAGCUGCAUUGAAAACAGUAGAUGAAGCUAUGAAAAUGGCUGAAAAAGAAACACAAAAAAGAUUACAUGCAGAGAGAAAGGCUAGGAGAGAAAUAGAAGAGCGAGAUCAAGCACUAAACGUGAUAGCUCGGACAGAUGUUCGAUAUCGACAAUACACCUUAGACGAAAUUGAAAAUGCUACCAAAAAUUUCUCAUUAUCAAUGAAAAUAGGUGAAGGUGGAUAUGGACCUGUGUUUAAAGGUCAACUUGGUCAUACACAUGUUGCUAUCAAGAUUUUGAGACCUGAUGCUCACCAGGGUAGAAAACAGUUCCUACAAGAGGUUGAGGUAUUAUGUAACAUAAGACAUCCAAAUAUGGUUCUCCUCCUUGGUGCUUGUCAAGAUUAUGGAUGCUUGGUAUAUGAAUACAUGGACAAUGGUAGCUUAGAAGAUAGAUUAUUAAGAAAACAUAAUAGCCCUCCCAUUCCAUGGCAAAAACGUUUCGAAAUAUGUUACGAAAUCGCAACUGCGCUUCUUUUCCUUCACCAAACAAAACCAGAAUCCAUUGUUCAUAGAGACCUUAAACCAGCCAACGUUCUCCUAGACAAAAAUUUUGUUAGCAAGAUAAGUGAUGUUGGUUUAUCAAGAUUAGUGCCACCUGGUGUAGCUGAUUCUGUCACACAAUAUCACAUGACUUCAGCAGCCGGAACAUUGUGUUACAUUGAUCCUGAAUAUCAACAAACAGGAAAAUUAACGACGAAAUCGGAUAUUUAUUCUUUAGGGAUCAUGUUUCUACAAAUUAUCACAGCCAGGCCUCCAAUGGGACUUUCUCAUCAUGUUAAAAAGGCUAUUGAAAAUGGGAAUUUUGUCGAUAUGCUUGAUCCUGUUGUUACGGAUUGGCCUGCUGAGGAUGCUUUGGUGUUUGCGAAACUUGCAUUGAGUUGUGCUGAGCUUAGUAAGAAAGAUAGACCUGAUCUUGCAUUAGUAGUGAUUCCGGAGCUUAGUCGAUUCAAAGAUUUGGGAUGUAAGUUACAGAACCAUCAACAGAAUUUGAGCCAUGCGCCGCGUCCUCCUACGUGUCCUCCUUCACGAAGUCCUCCACUUUGAAAGAGAUUAUGUUUUUUCUUAUCAUGUCGAAUGAUUGUGUCUUGAAUACUUGAUUAUUUCACAUUUUGUA
Lathyrus oleraceus (garden pea) is the source of this 2413-nucleotide messenger RNA. Its product is annotated as U-box domain-containing protein 52. Gene Ontology annotation, molecular function: ATP binding; protein kinase activity. The transcript has 8 exons. The coding region runs from base 229 to 2343 and encodes 704 amino acids. Gene Ontology annotation, biological process: protein phosphorylation. NCBI's taxonomy places the organism in Eukaryota, Viridiplantae, Streptophyta, Magnoliopsida, Fabales, Fabaceae. The record is from RefSeq and is a predicted model, not a curated record.